This is a messenger RNA of Megalobrama amblycephala (Wuchang bream), 996 nucleotides long. RefSeq names its product regulation of nuclear pre-mRNA domain-containing protein 1B. The record is from RefSeq and is a predicted model, not a curated record. The transcript has 3 exons. NCBI's taxonomy places the organism in Eukaryota, Metazoa, Chordata, Actinopteri, Cypriniformes, Xenocyprididae. The annotation marks the transcript as partial.
AGACAGAAGAUCGCAUCACUUCCACAGGAAGUGCAGGACGUUUCUCUUCUAGAGAAGAUCACAGAUAAACAGGCGGCAGAUAAGCUGUCGAAGACGGUGGACGAGGCUUGUUUGCUGCUGGCCGAGUAUAACGGACGUCUGGCCGCGGAGUUAGAGGACCGCAGACAGCUGGCCCGUAUGCUGACAGAAUACAUCCAGAGCCAGAAGGAGGCGCUCAACGAGAGGGAGAAGAAACUGGAGGAAUACAAGCAGAAACUCGCUCGUGUCACACAAGUGCGGAAGGAGCUCAAGUCGCACAUCCAGAGUCUUCCGGAUCUGUCUCUCCUACCGAACGUCACCGGCGGUCUCGCCCCCCUCCCGUCUGCCGGAGAUCUCUUUUCCACUGACUGAACGCCUCUAUAAGACUCAAAGUCCUCUAAGACACUGGUUCCUCCUGACUCACAAACACCAGAGGAGAGCAGAGCGACUGAUCAAGAUCCUUCGCCCACUUUUGUAUUUCAGUAGUUCUCAUACCAGCCAACAAGGUUCCCAAACCUCACAGAGAUCAAACCCACCAGUCCAUCCGUCGUUAAAUCGGACUCAAAGUGUGGAGAUUUUGUUUUGGUGUGACUUUGCUGUGGAAAGCAACCCUUUUUUGCUUUGUCUUAUUCCUGUAGGGUUUUAGUUUUAUUGCUCCAAGUACAAUUUUGCUUCAUUUUGGUUUUGGAAGAGACUAAACAUGAGGAUUCGAUUUUAAACACCUGUAGACUGAGUUCAUGAUAUCGAGAGAAAUUAAUUAGGAAACUCAUGCUCAUCAUAAACUGAUAUAUUUUGGUUACAAACCUGAUCUGUUUUUCUUCAAAUGAUUAUUUUGCUGAUAAAACUCAACAGAUGUGCUGAUAUUUGUCAAAACAAUACAGUGUGAUCCCAUUUUCUUCUCUAGUCACUGUAUGUUUACAGUGUCUCUCAUUAAAUAUGACCGAACACACUCACAACAAAAUGCUUUUUGAUAUGAGU